Molecule: messenger RNA, 7784 nt
Organism: Nerophis ophidion (straightnose pipefish)
Lineage: Eukaryota; Metazoa; Chordata; Actinopteri; Syngnathiformes; Syngnathidae
Product: regulator of microtubule dynamics protein 2
Exons: 11
Coding region: 228-1466 (412 amino acids)
Cellular component (GO): mitotic spindle pole; cytoplasm; spindle microtubule
Molecular function (GO): microtubule binding
Source: RefSeq, a predicted model, not a curated record
CACACGGACUGUUUUCAUCGAUGCACCACAGACCUGUCAGGACCAUGGUCAGGAUAGGCAUUAGUUUCCUCGGCAGUAUGAUUCAUAAUACUAUUGCAAUGUGUUACUAAUUUGAAAUAAGGCACUACUUAGAUAAAUAUGUAGUAGUAGUGAUGUAUUACGCUGGUGUAUCAGUUUUGUUUUAAUUAUAACCUCCACGAAGAUCUUUGUUUUAGAGGCUACCAAGGAUGGCCCAUUCAGACAGCAAAGUUCUGGUUCUGGGUGCCUUGGCUGGAGUGGCUGGCAUCGGCUUGGCAGUGGCAUGUUAUCAGGGCUUCAAGAUGAGACGGAGAGCUUCAAUGCCAGCACAAUACCUGUACCAUAAUAAUGAACUUGCGACUGGCAUGAUGUUUAUUGAUAGUCCAUGUCAGCCCGGACCUCAGGUUGAGGUGUUGCAUCGCCUGGAGGCCCUAAUUCAGUGUGUGUCAGAGCUGAAAGAAGAGAUGAAGGCUUUGAAGAAUGCCAUUCCAGUGGUGCAUGGUCAAGUCAGCGAAGAGCUGGGGGGAGGUGAUAGGACAGAAGCACGUCGAGCUGCUGCUCCUCACAGGAACACGCCAACACGGAGGAAAAGGGCUGCAGGGAGCAUCGCUGGUGCCAUAGGAGGGGGGCGGAGCUCUGAAGAAGCAGAGAGUGAAGGAGGGUAUAUAACCGCACUGACAGACUCCGAUGAAGAAGAGCAAAGCAAUGAUGAACAAUGGGAGGAAAGGAAGGACACAACUAACAAAUUAGCGGACCUACUUGAAAGGAUCGACUCUUUGCAUCAGGGGACAGAAGCUGAAAAAAGGGAAAGCCUCUGUAUCCUAACAGCAAGACGAGAAGAGUUUGGACAGAACUCAACAUUUCUAUGGCGGCUAAUCAGAGCUUACUGCGAUGUUCAUGAUAUCAGCUCCACACUAGAAGAAAAGAAGGAAAUUGCAGAAACUGGAAAGCAGGUUGGCGAGGAGGCAGUGGCACUGAACCCGACCUGUGCUGAAAGUCAUCAGUGGUAUGCCAUCAUGUGUGGUAUUUUGGCAGAAUAUGACACAAUGCAGAACAAGAUCAAGAAUGGCUAUAUUUUUAAGGAUCAUCUGGAUAAAGCAAUCGAGUUGAAGCCUCAAGACCCCAUGUCCUACUACCUGUUGGGCCGCUGGUGCUACGCUGUGGCUCAAUUAUCCUGGAUCGAGAGGAAAGUUGCUGCUGCAUUAUUUGGGGAGCCUCCCAGUGCCUCCAUUGAAGACGCAUUGGCAAAUUUUCUGAAGGCUGAAGAAAUCCAUCGAGGAUAUUCCAAACUCAACUAUGUAUUUCUUGCUAAGUGCUAUAGAGAUUUGGGACAUAGAGAAAAGGCGAGGAAAAUGUUUGAAGCUGCUUGUUCAAUCCAAGCUGUCUCAAAAGAGGAUGAAGAAGCACAGAAGGAGCUGGAACUUCUUUUCCCUGAACUCCAAGUGUAACACCUGGCAGACCAAUUGUUAUAGGUCCGUGCGUGUGCAUGUGCGUACGUGAGCACAUAGAGAGCAACAUCAAAUAAGGUGACGACUUGUCCAGGGUCUACGCUGCCUUCUGACCGAGUGCAACUGCGAUAGGCUUCAGCCCCCUGCCACCCCGAAAGGAACAUGUGGUAGAAAAUGGAAGUAUGGAUGAAAGCAUUUGUUGUCAUCAAUCAAGCAAAUAGGCAGCUUGAGUCUGAGCCAUCAUGCAGUUUUUAGUGUAAAAUAUAUAUUAUAAUUUGGGCUGUCAAAAAAGGUAUUUUUGUCUGUAUUUAACUACGCUAACAUUUUGGACUUCAGUAGUGCAUGCGCAUAAUGAAAAUAAUCAUGAAAAUUGGAAUAAUCUAGACAGACGUGAAUGGUGAUUAUUCAUGAUAUAAUAAUUGGAAAGUGUGAUUACUCCGUUUUUUUUAUAGUCAUUUGAGUUCAUGAAAUCAUGAAAACAUAGCCGGCGUGGUGUGUCCCUUGUAGUACUUGUGUUGCUUCAGUGUGCAUCAUUUCCAAUGGGAAAGUGAGCCUUGUUGGUCCAUUCUUGUGUCCUGUUAGUGUUGCUACCCAAAUUCAACUCAAUUCAAAAACUUAAUGUAUCUUUUAGGAACUUCAGGUGUGAGAUUCAGGAGCAUAGAAAAAAAGCACAAAGUAAAUUCUACAGAGUCAUGAGUCUACAACCAAAGCAGAGAUCUGCUACAAUGGUUGGUUACCCGCACACAACUUUUAUCACAUACCUGAUUUUUUUAAAUUACUACACACACACACGCACAGAUUGUUGCUUCUGGCUUUUGUCUACACUCAAAUGGGUGACAUUUAUUAAUGGAUUUUUUUUUUAUCCGUCACACACUCACUUAGCUGGAAUUGCAUCUAAUUGCACUUGCGACCAUUAAUCAAAUCAACACAUCACAGCUGUAGCCUUGAUUUACUAAAGUAGAACUAUGCACCACUGACAAAUAUGUGCAGCAGAGAUCAUAUCUUUCGAUAUUUUGGGCACGAUUGCCAAUUUACAGUAGUCUUUAAAUACAGCAUAACAAAGUCAUGUAGUAUUUUGGAAUUGUUUCUGUGGCCGGUAUGGUUUCUUUGUUUUGGACACUCUCUAAAAAGAUACAUAAAGGAACAUCACCUGGUGUCAUUUGCACCAUUCCACAAGGAGUAGGAAGAAGCAGGGUUGAUUUAUUUCUACCCUUUUCUAUAUCUUUAGCUAAUAAUUAAUUUACAUUAUAUAUUUUUCAUGAAUGGAAAAGUGAUGACGGAAGAAAAUGAGUUUGCAGGUUAACCAUUUUCUGUAGCAGAAGACAAUUUUGUUUUAAUUUUGUGGGUUGUGAGUGAAUGUUGAAUUAUUAGGUUUGGUGGUGGUAAUUUUUGGACUGUUUUAUUCAUUCCGAAUUGUUUUCAUGGCUCUGCUGUCAAUGUAAACUUGAUGCAGGUAAGGUGUGCAUUAGUUUUUUUUUCUUUGGGUUUGUUUCAUGUUUGCAAUCAUUUAAAGUCGGAUUUUUUUAUUUUUAAGUAAUUAUUUGUCUCUUCAAACAUGUGUACAUGUAUGUUGAGUAAGGGCUGGGCGAUGUGGCUUUUUUUUUUUAAUAUAUCUAUAUUUUUUAGGCCAUAUCGCGAUACACGAUAUAUAUCUUGAUAUUUUGCCUUUGCCUUGAAUGAACACUUGAUACAUAUAAUCACAGCAGUAUGAUGAUUAUAUGUGUCUACAUUAAAACAUUCUUGUUCAUACUGCAUUAAUAUAUGCUCAUUUUAAACUAUCAUGCAGAGAGGGAACUCACAACUAAGUCAAUUGACCAAAACUGUCAAUAUUCUGGUUUUGUUCCGUUUUUGUAUCACAUCUUGUUAGUGUUUGACUUCCUUAGUUCCUGUUUGUUCGGUUGCCAUGGUCACGCAUUAGUUUCACCUGCUUCUUGUUUCCGGACUCUCACCUGUUUUUAAUUGCUCCCCUUAUCUAAGCCUGCCUUUUCAGUUGAUUCGUCCUCGCUUCCUAUCAUAUCACAACAACACUAAAUUAAAAUGCACUUUUUGUACAGAACGCCACUACAAUAGUUUAAAACAAGUAAAGUGCACUUUAGUGCAUGAUGUCACACAAAAUAUUUCAAUAAGUGUCAAAGAAAAAUUAGCUGCAUAAUAGCAAAUCAAAUAGUGUAUGUCCUUUGCAAUGUGGUAGUUUACUGCGGACAUUAUCUCCUUUUGUUGUUGACUGUUUUUUUCAUACGGUGUUGAUCUGGAAAUGUUUGCCUCGGCAUUUUGAUGGUGUGGGCAUGUGGCACUGAAUGGAGAUGUUGAAAUGCCGAGUAAGCACAUUUUUUAGCAUGUGACUUUUCAAAUGCUACUUUUGGUAUAGAUAGAUAGAUAGUACUUUAUUGAUUCCUUCAGGAGAGUUCCUUCAGGAAAAUUAAAAUUCCAGCAGCAGUGUACAGAGUUGAGAUCAAUUUAAAUAAAAGUCAAAAGUAAAUAAUGGGGGUUUAAAUGGAAACAAAAUAGAGAAAUAUUACAAUAAGAAUAAAAACUAAAAAGCAACAAUGGGAAUAAAAAUAUAACAGUAAAAUAAGAAUAUAACAAGACAAAGUAGGCAGUAGUGACCAUGUUAUAAAAACGUAUUGCACUGUUAUUGUUUUGCAUCCCCUGUCAUCCUAGUACCCCCCGCCCCAGAGAGGAGUUGUACAGUCUAAUGGCGUGUGGGACAAAGGAGUUUUUGAGUCUAUUAGUCCUGCACUUGGGAUGGAGCAGUCUAGCACUGAACAGGCUCCUCUGGCUACUGAUAACGCUAUGCAGAGGGUGACUGGCAUCAUCCAGGAUGCUUACUAGUUUGUCAAAAGUCCUCUUCUCUGCCACUGUCACCAGUGUGUCCAGUUUCAUUCCGAUUGUAGAACCGGCCCGCCUGAUCAGUUUCUCAAGUCUGGAGUUGUCCUUCUUAGAUGUACUGCCCCCCCAGCACACUACCAUGUAGAACAGAACACUGGAACCACAGACUGGUAGUACAUCCACAGGAGUUUUUUGCAGAUGUUGAAGGAGUGCAGUCUCCUAAGGAAGUACAGCCUGCUCUGUCCUUUCUUGUACUGAUGGUCCGUGUUAACAGUCCAGUCCAGCUUAUUGUCCACCCAAACCCAGAGGUACUUGAAUGAGUCCACGGUCUGUACCUCAACUCCCUCGAUCACAAUAGGUUGUGACCGUGGACUCGACAUCCCCAAGUCAAUGACCAGCUCCUUGGUCUUUGAUGGAUUGAGCUGCAAGAGGUUCGUGUGGCACCAGACAACAAAGUCCCUCACCAGAUUCCGAAACUCCUCCUCUCUGCCGUCCCUGAUGCACCCGACGAUGGCUGUGUCAUCCGCGUACUUCUGGAUGUGACACAGCUCUGAGUUGUAGCAGAAGUCAGCGGUGUACAGGGUGAAGAGAAGAGGGGGCUAGCACCGUUCCCUGCGGUGCUCCGGUGCUGCUGAUCAUUGUGUCAGACGUGAUGUCCUUCAGUCUGACGUACUGUGGCCUGUCGGUGAGGUAGUUGAAAAUCCAGGCAACCAGGCAGGGGUCCACUCGCAUUUUGUAGAGCUUGUCCUGAAGGAGGCGGGGCUGGAUGGUAUUAAAGGCACUCGAGAAGUCCAGGAACAGGAUCCUCACAGUGCCAUUUCCCUUAUCCAGGUGUGAGUGGGCUCGAUGCAGCAGGUAAAGGAUAGCAUCCUCCACACCAACGCCUGCCUGGUACGCAAACUGCAGGCUGUCCUGGUCAUGUUGCACCUGUGGUCUGAGGAGGCUGAGAAAGAGCCGCUCCAAUGUUUUCAUUAGAUGAGAGGUGAGCGCCACUGGUCUGUAGUCGUUCAGCUCACUGGGGCAGUUCUUUUUGGGAACUGGAACGAUGCAUGACGUCUUCCAGAGGGUGGGCACUCUUCCCAGCUGCAGGCUGAGGUUGAAGAUCCUUUGAAGUGGUUCACCCAGUUCUGCAGCACAGGUCUUCAGGAGUCGGGGGCACAGCUUGUCUGGGCCUGCUGCUUUCUUUGGCUGUAGCUUCCUCAGUUGACCUCUGACCUGGUCCGCAGAGAUGACUAAUGUCUGCGUAGAGGUGGUGGAGGGGGGUGCUGCCAUGGCUGGGGGGAAAGUUCGUUGAGGGGAGCAGAAGAGGGGGUGGCUGUGAUGGGGAGUGGGGGAUGGAGAGGACACGGGCUGGUUAAACCGGUUGAAGAAGUUAUUCAUCUCAUUGGACCUCUCUAUUGUCCCCACAACAUCUCUGGUCUUUGUCUUGUGGCCUGUGAUGGUUUUCACACCUUCCCAGACCUCCCUCAUGUUGUUCUGCUGCAGCAUCUGCUCCAGCUUCUUCCUGUAGCUGUCCUUAGCCUCCCUCACGCGUCGUUUCACCUCCCGCUGUGCUGCUCUCAUUGCCUCCCUGUCUCCACUCCUGAAGGCAGCUUUCUUUUUGUUGAGGACAGCUGUAACUUGUUGUGUUACCCAGGGUUUGUUAUUAGGGUAGCACCGAACAGUCUUAGCAGGGCAGAUCAAUGUCCUCACCCUGUGGAAGCAGCACGUCCCAGUCUGUGGUGUUGUAGCAGUCUCUGAGGGCAUCUUCCAAUUCAGGGGACCACUUCCUCACAUAGCAAGUGUUAACAGGCUGUCUUUGGACCAUGGGGGUGUAUUUUGGCCGCAAAUGAACAAGAUUGUGGUCAGACUUCCCUAGUGGGGAGAGGGGUGUGACCUUGUAUGCAUCCCUGACAUUAAAAUACAGUAGGUCAAUUGUCCUGUUGUUUCUCGUGGGACAAUCCACAGCCUGGUAAAAAGCAGGUAACGUUGAGUCCAAAGUAGCAUGAUUGAAGUCCCCAGAAAUGACGAAAAAAGCCUCAGGCUGUUUUGUCUGUAGCCUUGAUGUGAUGGCGUGGAUCUUCUCACAUGCAUUGGCAGCAUCUGCCCUCGAGGGAAUGUAAACACAGAGGGAGAUCACGUGAUUGAACUCCCUCGGCAGGUAGUAUGGCCGGAGGCUAACAGCUAGUAGCUCCAGGUCCGGGCAACACAAGACUUUCUUCACAGAGAUGUGUCCUGGGUUACACCAACGGUUGUUAACAUAUAUGAUGAGUCCCCCACCUUUUCUUUUCCCACAUGCUUUCGUGUCUGUCAGCUCUCACUGCGGUGAAUCCCUGCAGGUCCACGUUAGCAUCCAGUACCAGGUGGUUUAGCCAUGUUUCCGUGAAGAUGAGCAGGCUGCUCUCUCGAUACGCACGCUGGUUUUUUAGUCCAUGAAGCUCAUCGAUCUUGUUCGACAGCGAAUUCACAUUCCCCAUGAUGACGGAAGGAAUGGAUGGUUUGUAGCGCCGUCGAUUUUCCUCACGCUUAGCCUUUAGCUUAGCUCCCGCUUUGCAGCCCCGAGGAUUCUUCCUUAGCUCCGCUGGAAUGGAGUGUCGAACACCAGUUCGCCCCAUCAUUUUCAGACUGAGCAGCUCCUCUCUCGAAUAAGAAAGAAAGCUGCUUCCUAGUCUUUUAAAACUGCCAAAAGUAUCCAUUGGAUAUAUACAGGGAUUCACUGUCUUCAAGGAAAACAUAAAAAAGAUAAAAGAUAAAAUGUAUGUUUGUAAGAUAUAAUAAAUAAUAAUUAUAAUGCUUGUGCCCCACACUUGACAAAUUAAAGUUGUCUAUUCGACAUAUUCCUGCUUGAAGCCGAAUCAGCGCCAGACGAUGGAGUCCUUGCUGGUUUUCUUGGGAAUUAAUUCUUCCUUCAUUUGUUACCAGAUUCCCACCUUCUCUCUCUCGUAUUACCACUCGCACGGCUUCGCUAGCAUCACAGCUAACCUUACCCAUGCUGCUACCUCUCUGCUCCAUGAGGGGGUAUACGUAUGUGAUGUGACAGUAUGUGACGUAUGUAAGAAGGUGCGCUUACUGUCUGUGAGAAGGAGACACAAGAAGGAGUGGGAAGAGCCUGUAGUGUAAUGCCCGCAGCUAAAAGCAACUGCGUGAGAACGUAUAGUCGAAUAUCACGAUGUAGUCAUUUUAGUUUAGUUUAGUUUAGUUUAGUUUAGUUUAGUUUAGUUUAGUUUAGUUUUCUAUAUCUAUAUCGCACAGAGACAAAUCCGCAAUAUAUCGUGUAUAUCGAUAUAUCGCCCAGCCCUAUGUUGAAUGUAUUUUAUUAUCAAGAUGAAAGGUUUUAAAGGUGCAGGUACACUACAUGGAGGCGCUACUUUCAGUGUUUCCCACACCAUUACAAUCUAUUUAUGGCAGUGGUGGGUUGUGGACGUGGAGUGGGCAAUUUGUUUAUAUUUGGCCAUGUGGUGUGAUGUGGCAUUUUCAAAAAGUAUGUAUAAACAUGGAAAUCAAAACCAA